UUUAAUUACGAUCUCUGUACUAAUGAUCUUGUCAGCGAUAACAAUUGAAUGGCACACUAAUGCUAUUCACAGCUGUGUACAUUUGUUGAUACGCGCGUAGGUAUAUAAAUUGUACCAUACGCAUUACCAUUUGCUUCGAAAAAUUUGCCAGGCACAGUGUGAAAGCAGAUCUACGAAAUGAAGCAGUUAGCGUGUAUCCUCAUCGCAUUGGCGAUCGUAGGUGCUUAUGGCGAUGAACCAGACAAGUUAGUAAAUGGAAUACCCGCGAACAUAGAAGACUAUCCGCAUUGUGUCUCCAUAAGGGUCGACAACACCCACUUUUGCGGCGGUAGCAUAAUUGACAAACAGCACAUUCUAACUGCCGGGCAUUGCGUAGCGCCUCUAAUUCAGGACUCCCGUCUAAGGAAAUCUGUGACCGUUGUUACUGGCACAACCUACCUCAAUGAAGGUGGACAGAGUCAUAAGGUGGAAAAACUGUGGUAUCACGAUGAUUAUAAUCCUCGCGCCAGUAGAGGCAAUUAUGACAUCGGUUUGAUAAAGCUGACUUCACCCAUUCAAUUUGGACCAAAAGUACGGCAAAUUGGGCUUCCAAGAAGGAAUAUAGCAGAGAAUGACGGCGUUACGAUUGCAGCAUGGGGUGCUAUGGGCCUCGGAAAACCCAUACAUAAAAACUUGCAGAAAUUGUACGCAAACGCCAUGCUUCCGCAAGAAUGCCAGCAAUAUCAUGGAAACUCUAUGCUCAUUCAUAACAACGAGUUCUGUACCCUCAUCAGCUACGGAACUGGAUUGUGCACUGGUGACAGCGGUAGCGGACUGCUUCGAAAUAGCGACAGAACCAUUGUCGGUCUGGUGUCUGGUGUAAGACCGUGCGCCAUUGGUUAUCCCGAUGUAUACACUAAUGUCUAUACCUUCGUUCCUUGGAUCCAACAAAAAAUGAGGCUCUAGUAACAUCUUUCUUUAUGUAUUACGUAUUCUUAAUAUUUAAUAAAGAUCAUUGAGCAAA
Temnothorax curvispinosus is the source of this 1003-nucleotide messenger RNA. Its product is annotated as chymotrypsin-2-like. Gene Ontology annotation, molecular function: serine-type endopeptidase activity. Bases 178 to 945 code for a protein of 255 amino acids. The transcript has 4 exons. Gene Ontology annotation, biological process: proteolysis. The record is from RefSeq and is a predicted model, not a curated record. NCBI's taxonomy places the organism in Eukaryota, Metazoa, Arthropoda, Insecta, Hymenoptera, Formicidae.